AUGGAGACGUAUUUGCCGUUUGUUGAUGAUGCUGCUGUGGACCAGGCGUUCGAGGCGUGGGUAGAUGAGCUUGUGGAGGAAGAGUGCGGGGCGAUGCCCUCGGAAGGGUACCAUCCGGAGGUGCCCAGGGUAAUGGCUGCCAAGGGUAGAGACGCUGAGAGCGGCGGGAUAGACCUCGCGAGAUAUAACGAUGCUGGUGACGUGCGGCUGCUGAAGAUUGUGGACUCGUACCUGCGGCACGCAGAGAUUACGCUGCGCGAGCUGAUAUCGAAGACCAUUGUGAAUCAGUGGGUCAUCUCGAAUGACUGCCAGCAGAGUGCCAGCGGAGUGAUGCAGGCAGGCAUCGAUAAGUUGCAAGGGCAGCUCGACGCGCUGGAGAAGUACAGGCGGGACGUACAAGUGCGGUACAGGCGCACUCACCCAGACACAGUGGAUGCGAGCUGCAUGCGUCUGCGGGACAUGUAUAUAUAG
Messenger RNA from Nakaseomyces glabratus, 471 nucleotides. RefSeq names its product Snt309p (gene SNT309). Lineage: Eukaryota; Fungi; Ascomycota; Saccharomycetes; Saccharomycetales; Saccharomycetaceae. The record is from RefSeq and is a predicted model, not a curated record.